AUGUAUAAAACUAAGUUAGAAGCACUUACUCUAGCCGUGGUCGUGAAACAAUGUCUGUGGUUCAUACAAGAGCUGAAUAUUGUUGCUAUUAAUCAGAUUCUAGGAGGAGACGGCAAGAAGAAUGGCCGACCAAACAAUAAAGGUGACUUCAACCUCCGUGUUAAUUAUGAAGGGCUUGUAGCUAAGGCAAACGAGCAGACCGGUCACCUGAUGGUAAGCGAUCAGCGUCGCCCAUGGACAUCCGCAACACAAGAGGAGUCACAGGCUGAUGAUGAUGAUGAGGAUGAUGAUGAUGAUGAUGAUGAUGAUGAUGAUGAUGAUCAACAAAAGCUGCAGACUGAAAUGUGUCUUGCUUAA
This is a messenger RNA of Spodoptera exigua (beet armyworm), 357 nucleotides long. Lineage: Eukaryota; Metazoa; Arthropoda; Insecta; Lepidoptera; Noctuidae. The record is from the annotation of a GenBank genome assembly.